AUUGCAACCGCCACAGCCUCGGUGCUGGAAUGCAUCAUACCAUAGGUCGUCUCCACACGAGCUCAGGAAUUAGGCGCGACCGGGAUCUCUACGAAGAUGGCUACCUAUCUCUUGGGCACGGAGUAUGUCUCCCAACAAGGUUAAGGACGGGGACAUUUGUACGACUACGAUGCUCCAAGCCGCGAAAAACGUUGCUAGACUUUACUAAUAAGGGCAGUCGCUAACGAAACGUGCUCACGGAAAAUGUGCUCAUUCGCAAAUAUGCUCAUCGAAGAACGCGCUUGUUCAAGUAGGGCGUUAACACGGCAGGACGCCUGAUGUGGAAGAAAAUGUUGAUUUUCAA
This is a messenger RNA of Alternaria alternata, 343 nucleotides long. RefSeq lists its product as hypothetical. The coding region runs from base 30 to 224 and encodes 64 amino acids. The transcript has a single exon. Lineage: Eukaryota; Fungi; Ascomycota; Dothideomycetes; Pleosporales; Pleosporaceae. The record is from RefSeq and is a predicted model, not a curated record.